Molecule: messenger RNA, 2139 nt
Organism: Pedinophyceae sp. YPF-701
Lineage: Eukaryota; Viridiplantae; Chlorophyta; Pedinophyceae
Source: the annotation of a GenBank genome assembly
AUGGCCGGAGCUUCGGCCGAGGCGAUGUCGAGCAUGGAGCCGUGUGCGUUCGAGCGGCUGCUGGGUGCAGUGCCGGCGGUGCUGGAGGCGCUGCCGGAGGCGUCACUGCGCGCCGUGGCGGCGACGAGCUGGACGGCGCUGGUGGCGGCGCUGCGGCACGCGCCGCUGCGGAUCGAUGCAGACGAGACCAUGCUCAACCUGAUUCUCAAGAUGGAGCGCGGGCGACUGCCGGCGGUGGGGACGAUCACAUGCAAACGUGGCAUGUACCCACACGUGGCGGUUGUGGCGGAUGAUGCGGCCGUCAUGGUGCGUCAGAUGGGGCGGGCGCGUCGGACGGUGGAGGACAUGGUGGCGGAUCACGAGCGAGAGGGUUGGCCGCUGCGGGUGCGGUGCUUGCGGGGCCGGUGGUGCGACCUCGUGCAGACUGCGGGAGAGCCAGCGCGAUGCUACCACGUGGAGCACGACGCGGAGCUGCGGUGGUGGCUGCGAACGGUCGAGAGCGAGCACGGGGCAGCGUACGCGGCGGCGCUGCGGCGGACGCUGGAGCGGGCGACGGUGCGGGAGCACGUGGAGGAGGUGUCGCUGUGGGAGUGUCCGAUGCGCGGGGCGCAGGUGGCGACGCUGGCGCCGGCGCUGGCGGGGCUGGGGAGGCUGCGGUGUUUGCGUCUGUGGAAGCACACGUUGCUGGACGACGAGGGGCUGGCGGCGCUGGCGGGGGUGGUGCGCGGGCAGGGGGGGCUGCGGGAGCUGGCGGUGUACAAGUCGGGCGGCGACAUGCUGCCGCUGAUCGACAGUGUGGGGGAGCACCCGGCGCUGGAGGUGCUGGAGGUGGUGGUGAGCGAUCACAGGGAGGCGGAGGGGGCAGCGCUCGGGGCGGUGGCGGGGAGGAGCAGGGCGCUGCGGAGGCUGGCGGUCGGACAGGGAGAGGGACAGAUGGUGUGGUGGGAGGAGACGGGGUUCGCGCAAGCGCUGGUGUCGGCGCUCGGCGAGGUCCUGGGUGCGAAUGCGCACCUGCGCGAGCUGAACCUCAGUACUGCAUUUUUGUACGACUUUCCCUUGGCGGACUUCAUGGCGGGUCUGGGCAAGAACACCACUUUGGAGGUGCUGGACCUGUCGCAGACCGAACUGGACGAUGAGGGCUUCGAGGAGCUGGCUUCGGCGCUGUCGGGGCAGUGCGCGGUGCGGGAGCUGAGCCUGCGGGGCGUCGGUCCGGGAGAGGCCAUCGCGAGUGCGCUGCGGGAGAGGUCGUGUCUGACGCGGCUGGACUGCCAGGACGCCGAGGUGGACUCUGACUUCAUACGCCAGCUGGCGCAGGCGCUGGAGAGCGGGGCGCUCGGGCGGACGCUGGAGGUGCUCAACCUGUCGCGAACUGAGGAAGUCCAACCCGAGGACUACGCAGCCUUGGCGGAUGCACUCGCCAGGAACGGCGAGUGCGCGCUGCGGGAGCUCACUUUGCGUGUUUGCCUUUUCCAACAUGACAUGUGGACCGCGCUGGGGCGGGUGCUGAGCAACAACGGGGCCCUGCAGGUGCUGGACCUGAGUGACAGCACCAGUCACUACAUGCCGGACAGCGAGGAUGCCGUCGCGCUGGCUGCUGGGCUGAAGAACAACACGACGCUGCGUCGCCUGGCCGUUGCGAGGGGGCACAUCGGGCGGCGCGGCGCGAAGGCCCUCGCGGACGCGCUCGGGGAGACCUCGGCGCUGGAGGAGCUCGACUUGAACUACCAGCUCGAUUUCUCCGAGCUCACCUUGAACGGCGUAGAUGGCCAAUUGGCUUGGUUCUUGCAAGAACAGCGCGAGCUCUUCGACGAGUCGACGGCGGCCGCGUUCGCCGCUGCGGUGGACCGCGGCGCCGCGCUCCGGAGGCUGGACCUGCGCGGGGACGUGAUGGGCGCGAGGGGCGUCGGGGCGGUGCUGGACGCAAUGGCGCGGCGGGAGCCGAGCGUGUCGCGCGUGCUGCUGGCGAGCAGUCCUGCCAACGACUCCGGCAUUUGGUUGCGGGAAGCGAGGCAAGGGCUGUACGGACGUGCCCAGCACGUGCAUCUGAAGGUGGAAGUGGAGACGGAGGGAGCACAGGCGCGGUCUGCUUUGAGGUUGUGGGCAGGUUCAGGAAGCGUGCAACACGUGGAACUGAGCUGA